Bactrocera latifrons is the source of this 1808-nucleotide messenger RNA. RefSeq names its product alpha-methyldopa hypersensitive protein-like. Gene Ontology annotation, molecular function: aromatic-L-amino-acid decarboxylase activity; pyridoxal phosphate binding. Bases 162 to 1676 code for a protein of 504 amino acids. The transcript has 4 exons. The record is from RefSeq and is a predicted model, not a curated record. Gene Ontology annotation, biological process: amino acid metabolic process; catecholamine metabolic process. Lineage: Eukaryota; Metazoa; Arthropoda; Insecta; Diptera; Tephritidae.
GCCACAACAAACCAUUUUCUCGCGAAACAACAUUUGGAAAAAUUUCUAUAAAAAAAAAAAUUCGAAAACCAAAAAAUUGUGUAAAAGUUAAAGAGUUAAAGAAGUUAAACAAAUCCAUAAUUAAAUUAUAUGAUCUUAAGUUCAAAAGAUUGCAACUAGAUAUGGACGCGGACACCUUCAGAGAAUUCGGUAAAGCUGCUGUGGACUUUAUAGCCGAUUAUUAUGAGAAUUUACGCAAUUGCGAUGUUCUACCUUCUGUAGCGCCAGGCUAUUUGAUCAAACAGCUACCGAAAGAGCUGCCAGAAAAUCCAGAACAAUGGCAGGAAAUUCUGCAAGAUGUUAGUAAGCUCAUCGUACCCGGCUUAACUCAUUGGCAAUCACCGAAUUUUCAUGCAUACUACUCAAUUGGCUGCUCGUACCCAUCCAUUGUCGGAGAUAUGCUUGCCAACGGCUUUGGUGUGAUGGGCUUUAAUUGGAUAAGUAGCCCCGCUUCCACCGAGUUAGAAAUGGUUGUCAUGGACUGGUUGGCGAAAUUCUUCAAACUGCCAGCACAUUUCCUACACUCGACCAAAGGACCUGGUGGCGGAAUUAUACAAGGUUCAGCCAGUGAGGCUAUACUGAUCGCUGUGAUGGUGGCGCGUGAACAAGCGGUGCGACGCGUGAAGGCCGCCCAACCACAUCUGAGCGAGGGUGAGAUACGCGCACGUCUUGUCGGCUACUCCAGCGAUCAGAGUAAUUGUUGCGUAGAAAAAGCGGGCAUUUUGGGCGCAUUGCCGAUAGGUCUAGUUGCCGUCGAUGAGUCUCUGGUAUUUAACGGCACACAAUUAGCCAAAGCAGUGAAAGAGGACCUGGCGAAGGGGCUCAUACCUGCAAUUUGCAUUGCUACAAUGGGCGCCACAGAUACAUGCUCGUAUGAUGACAUUGUGUCGUUGGCGACCGUCUGUGAGGAGCAUAACAUAUGGUUGCAUGUGGACGCUGCUUACGCGGGCUGCGUAUUAGCAUUGGAUGAGUAUGCGCAUCUGCGGCAAGGACUCGAUCGCGUCGAUUCGCUAAACUACAAUCCACACAAGACAUUGCCUAUCAAUUUUGAAUGCUCGGCUAUGUGGUUGCGUGACUCACAUAAGAUUGUCGAGAGUUUCACUGUAAAACGCAUGUACUUGCAACAUAAGUACGAAGGUGUAACCGAUAUACCAGAGUUUCGUCAUUGGCAAAUACCGUUGGGACGUCGCUUUCGUGCACUCAAGGUUUGGAUAACUUUCCGUACUCUUGGCGCUGAAGGUUUGCGUGAAUAUAUUCGCCUUCGUAUACGUCUGGCCGAGCGUUUCGAGCAGUAUGUGCUAGCCGAUUCGCGUUUCGAGCUAUUCGCCAAACGUUCCAUGGGUCUGGUCUGUUUUAGAGUGAAGGAUAGUAAUGACUUAUCUACAGAGCUUUUGAAGCGUCUAACAGAUCACAAAAAGAUCUAUAUGGUGCAAGCGAUAUUUCAGGGAAAGACUUUCCUACGUUUUGUCGUCUGUGGUGUGGAACCGAAGGAAUGUGAUAUAGACUUUGCUUGGCAAGAAAUUGAUUCACAACUGAGCCAGCUGCUGAGUGAGCAGGAGGUAAUGAAGCUUACAGUAAAUUCGAAGGAAGAAAAGAAAGCAGAAGAGAGUCACAAGAAGAUCGUAAAAGUACAUUAAUUGCACCACAAAGAUGACGUGGUAAAGUCUACAUCUAAAUUUAGGUGGCGCGGAGAAAAGUUAAUGAAAUUUCAAAUAUAUGAACAUAACCUUAUAUUUAUAUGCCAAUUUGGCUAAACUAUUUAACCAAAU